Molecule: messenger RNA, 1953 nt
Organism: Python bivittatus (Burmese python)
Lineage: Eukaryota; Metazoa; Chordata; Lepidosauria; Squamata; Pythonidae
Source: RefSeq, a predicted model, not a curated record
AUGUUCAUUUACGUAAUGCGGUUGCUCUCUCUCUCUGGCAGCGUGACCUUGAAGGCGGAGCAUGGGGACAUCUUGGUGGACUAUUCAAAGAAUCUUGUUACAGAAGAAGUUAUGAAGUUGCUGGUGGAACUGGCCAAAUCAAGAGGCAUUGAAAAAGCUAGAAAACAAAUGUUCACUGGAGAAAAAAUCAACUUCACUGAGAACCGAGCUGUGCUCCACAUUGCUCUCCGGAAUCGCUCAAAUGCUCCAAUCUUUGUUGAAGGCAAAGAUGUCGUUCCAGAAGUGAACCAAGUAUUGGAGAAGAUGAAGAAUUUCUGCCAGAAAGUCCGUAGUGGUGAGUGGAAAGGCUACACUGGAAAAACCAUCACUGAUGUGGUCAACAUUGGCAUUGGUGGUUCUGACUUGGGGCCCCUCAUGGUGACUGAAGCACUGAAGCCUUAUUCUAAGGGAGGCCCUCGUGCUUGGUUUGUGUCCAACAUCGAUGGCACUCACAUGGCCAAGACUCUUGCGGAGCUGAAUCCUGAGACAGCGCUUUUCAUCAUUGCCUCCAAGACUUUUACCACUCAAGAAACAAUCACAAAUGCUGAAACUGCCAAAGAAUGGUUCCUUCAUGCUGCUAAAGACCCUUCUGCAGUGGCCAAGCACUUCGUCGCCCUCUCUACCAAUGGGCCUAAAGUCAAAGACUUCGGAAUUGACACUGAAAAUAUGUUUGAGUUCUGGGAUUGGGUUGGUGGACGUUACUCACUGUGGUCAGCCAUUGGCCUCUCCAUCGCUCUGCAUAUUGGUUUUGACAAUUUUGAGAAACUGCUUGCUGGAGCCCACUGGAUGGACAAUCACUUCCUCUCAGCCCCCCUAGAGAAGAAUGUCCCUGUGCUGCUGGCAAUGUUGGGGGUCUGGUACAUCAACUGCUACGGGGCAGAAACCCAUGCACUUCUGCCAUACGACCAGUACAUGCACCGCUUUGCUGCUUACUUCCAGCAGGGGGAUAUGGAAUCAAACGGGAAGUACAUCACAAGAAAGGGCACUCGUGUGAACUAUAAUACUGGACCAAUUGUGUGGGGCGAACCUGGAACCAACGGCCAACAUGCUUUCUAUCAGCUGAUUCACCAAGGUACUCGCAUGAUCCCUUGUGAUUUCCUGAUCCCAGUCCAGACACAGAAUCCAAUCAGAAAUGGCCUGCAUCACAAGAUUCUUCUAGCCAACUUUCUCGCUCAAACAGAGGCAUUAAUGAAAGGAAAGACAACAGACGAGGCCCGCAAAGAAUUGCAGGCUGCUGGACUGAGUGGAGAGGCUCUGGAGAAACUGCUUCCACACAAGGUCUUUGAAGGAAACCGCCCAACCAAUUCCAUUGCUUUUACUAAACUUAACCCAUUCAUUCUUGGAGCCUUAAUUGCAAUGUAUGAGCACAAGAUCUUUGUUCAAGGAGUUAUGUGGGAUAUUAAUAGCUAUGACCAGUGGGGUGUUGAGCUUGGAAAACAACUGGCAAAGAAAAUUGAGCCUGAACUGGAGUCAGAUGCACCAGUCACCUCCCACGAUGCCUCAACUAAUGGGCUGAUCGCCUUCAUCAAGAAGCACCGAGCCUGACCGCAACAGGAUGCCUGAUGCCCAGAUCACUGUUGUAGCUGCUGCUCUUUUAGCCCCUUCCCCCAAGGUCAUGCUUCGCACCAGUUCUGGCCUCGUCGUCGUUCUUGAUGGUUAGCUUUAUUGCAUCAGAAGCAGUAUCACAAAGGAACCCUAAAAAAAAAAAAAGUCUUGCUAAAUCUGGAAAUUUGAUCUUGUGAUGGUUUCAUGGCAACUGUGAUAGUAGAGCACCGUGUCCCUCCUGUUUCAAUUCCCAUGCCUGGCCCUGCUGUGGAACAGGAGCAGCGUGUAGUGGGUGGUUAAAUCCUUUCUCAUGUUGUCUUGUGAAGCCCCACCCUUACUUGUACACAAUUAAACUAGAAUCAAUUAUAA